AUUGUUUCCUUUUUUCAUAAAUCACAUUGUGCUGGAACUGCAUUACGUGAAGAAAUAAUCAAUUCAUUAGUAUUUGGUGGGAAUUUAAAAUCAUCAGUAAAGACUCAUUGGAGCACAUCUUGGGAU
Molecule: messenger RNA, 126 nt
Organism: Entrophospora candida
Lineage: Eukaryota; Fungi; Glomeromycota; Glomeromycetes; Entrophosporales; Entrophosporaceae
Source: the annotation of a GenBank genome assembly